CAGAGUAGACUGGCCACCAGAGAGUGCAAACAAAGACGUCAGAGUUCCCUUGUUGAGUAUUUCUUUCAUUUCCCCUCAGAGAAUCAGAUAAAGCAACAGUCCCUGCUGCCACAAUGAGCUGCAGCCCGGAGAGGAUCUCGUCCUACCGCCGUCACUUUGAGGACAGCAGCACUUUUUCACAGCAGGUCAGGGUGUCCAGUCCAUCCCCCACCAGGAGAGAGACCCGCCGUGCCUCCAGUGGCUACUCCUGCCGACCUGGAGCUGGAGGACUCCGUUAUGAGUCAGCCGGGAGAAGGACCGUCUCGGCUGCACGCAGGUCUCGCAUGGUUGGAGGAGGUGUGGGAGCUGGAGCCUUGGUGUGUGUAGGCCCUGGUGGGGAGACUGCCAUAGACCUGGAUGUGGCUUCAGCUGAGAACCAUGAGUUCCUCAACACCCGCACAAGUGAAAGAAAGGAGAUGAUCGUCCUCAAUGACAGACUGGCUGUAUACAUAGAAAAGGUUCGAUCACUGGAGCAACAAAACAAGCUGCUGGAGGCCGAGAUUGAGGCCUACCAGAACCGCUUUCAAAAGCCAUCAGGUCUGCGCCUUCUGUAUGAAGAACAGCUGAGGGAGCUGCAAAGGAUUGCUGAGCAAAUGAGAUUUCAGCGAGACAUUUCCUUGGCAGCUAAGGAGUCUGCAGCUGGUCAACUCGAGGCAAUGAAAAUCAAGUAUGAGGAGGCAGUGGAGCUGAGGAAGAAAGCUGAGCUAGAAAUAGAAAGCUUCCGUCCAGAUGUUGACCACGCCACCUCCUCGCGCAUUGCUUUGGAGAAGAAGCUGGAGCAACUGGAAGUUGAAAUUGAAUUCCUGAAACGGGUGCAUCAACAGGAAAUUGAUGAGCUCAUGAAACAGAUCUAUGCGGCUCAUGCCAUGGUUGAGAGUACGUACACUCUGCCUGACUUGGCGGCUGCAAUGAAACAAAUCCAAAACCAGUACGAUGAUAUUGCAGCCAAAAAUCUCCAGGAAAUGGACUCGUGGUAUAAGAACAAGUUUGAAGAUAUGACCAAGAAAACGUCUGGGCAUGUGGAUAGGCUUCGAAGCUUCAGGGAAGGAAUAACAGGUGCCAAGAAGGAUAUCCAAAACAAAGAAAGUGACUUGGAUGCCUUGAGAACCAAGAAUGAGGCACUAGAGGCUAAAAUCCGUGAGAUGCAAGAGAAGUACAGAAAGGAACUGGAAGCCCUGCAGGCGCGGAUUGAAGCCCUGCAGCUUGAGCUAAAAUCCACAAAAGAGAAAAUUGCGCUUCACCUGCGUGAAUACCAAGACCUCCUGAAUAUUAAGAUGGCUCUGGAGAUUGAGAUCACAACAUACAGAAAAUUGAUCGAGGGAGAAGACCUGCGACUGUCUGGAAUGAUGCAAACUCUGUCUCUUACCACCUGUUCCAUGAGCGCCAUUGGUGGAGGGAUGAGCUUUGGAGGAGGAAGCCAGGGAGGAAUGGGUGGUGGACUGAUAGGUGGCAGUGGUACUGGAGCUGGAGGCAUGGGGAGUGGAGGAAUGGGUGGGGGCAUGAUUUCAGGCAGUUCUGCUGGGGGUGUGGGUGGAAGAAUGGGUGCUGGAGGUCCUGCUGGUAGGUCAGUUGGAAAGGACGUAAUUGGUAGUCAUGGAUUGGGAACAGGGGGUGUAGGUGGAGAAAUAGGAGCCAGUGUUGGUGGUGUGGGUAUGGUUGGUGGUAGUGGAGUGGGUGCUGGAGGAAUUAUUGGAGGGCAGGGUACUGGACCUGGAGGUGUGGGUUUGGGUCCCGGAGGAAUUAGUGGUGUUGGCACUGGUGGACUAGGUGCUGGUAGCGCUGGUUCUGGUGUUGGAGGGCAAGGUACUGGACCUGGAGGUGCAGGUUUUGGUGCAGGGGGAAUUAGUGGUGUUGGCACUGGUGGACUGGGUGCUGGUUCUGGUGUUGGAGGGCAGGGUGCUGGACUUGGAGGUGCAGGUUUUGGUGCCGGAGGAAUUAGUGGUGUUGGCACUGGUGGACUGGGUGCUGGAAGUGCUGGUGUUGGAGGGCAGGGUACUGGACCUGGAGGUGCAGGUUUUGGUGCCGGGGGAAUGGGAACAGGUGUUGGGGGAUCCUUCGGUGCUGGAGGCGACAUGGGGCUCAGUGGAGGAACUAUUGGAGGCAAAAACCAUGGAGUGGGCAGUGGCAUCUUAGGUGGCGGAGGAACUGAGGGUGUUGGUGGGGAUGUUGCAUUAUCCGGACUUGGUGGGAAGGGGAAAAUUGCUGGAGGAGUGGGUGACACUAGUAAUGCCGGGAUGAGAUACGGAUCAGACAUAUAUGACGGCAACCUGGAGGCCUACGGCGAUCAGGCUGUGGAGCUGACGGAGAGACGAACGGUGCUGAUUAGAACCGUCAAAAAGGAGGGUGAUGUGGUGGAGACGGACCACCAGGAACAAAAUUACACCAUUAGUGGUGCAGCCGAUGAAUCUGAAGAAGAGUGAACAGCACAAAUUCCCAAGUGACCUCCUCUCAGUCUAAAACCUCCACGCCCCUCUGAGCUUUGCACUGACCAAACGCCUUGUCUGGGCACUGACCUUCAACCUUUGAUCUGGACAAGAAGACCAUGAAUAACCCUUUACUACAGAGUUAAACCUUGCAUCUCAAUAUGCCUAUACUGCUCAUGGUGUCUACACGUUUAUGUGCCAUGCCCUGUUUUCUCACUGCAAAUAAAGCUAUCAGCAUUCA
Molecule: messenger RNA, 2703 nt
Organism: Solea senegalensis (Senegalese sole)
Lineage: Eukaryota; Metazoa; Chordata; Actinopteri; Pleuronectiformes; Soleidae
Exons: 11
Coding region: 114-2459 (781 amino acids)
Biological process (GO): skeletal muscle organ development
Cellular component (GO): intermediate filament; Z disc; cell-cell junction
Source: RefSeq, a predicted model, not a curated record